AUGGAGCCGUCUAUUCCCGUCACGGAACAAAACCUGACAAACCGAGUUCGGUACAUCAUGCGCUCGAAAAUAUUUGAUGAUGCCGAACUCGAACGACUACGACGUGAGGCUAUUCCCUCAUCGAAUGAAUCGGCUAUGGCUGGGGAUGUAGCUCCACAGGCGACAGACCAGUAUCCACACGUAGAAGCCGCCAUGGAUCUCCCGGUUGUGGUUGAUUCGGACGAUGAUGAAAUAGUCUCCCACGAACUAAAGCAAAUGAGGAGCAUAUUAGAAGAGGCUAUUUUGGAAACACGCAGCAUGCCUCUCGAAAAUCGCCAGGAUUUCCCCGCAUACCCCUAA
This is a messenger RNA of Parnassius apollo (apollo), 339 nucleotides long. Lineage: Eukaryota; Metazoa; Arthropoda; Insecta; Lepidoptera; Papilionidae. The record is from the annotation of a GenBank genome assembly.